Molecule: messenger RNA, 2199 nt
Organism: Daucus carota subsp. sativus
Lineage: Eukaryota; Viridiplantae; Streptophyta; Magnoliopsida; Apiales; Apiaceae
Product: luminal-binding protein 5
Exons: 8
Coding region: 64-2055 (663 amino acids)
Biological process (GO): endoplasmic reticulum unfolded protein response
Cellular component (GO): membrane; cytoplasm; endoplasmic reticulum chaperone complex
Molecular function (GO): ATP binding; ATP-dependent protein folding chaperone
Source: RefSeq, a predicted model, not a curated record
UAACAUAUAAAAUUAUAGAGCUACAAAGUUGAAAACAAUUCUGAUCAGUUCAAGCUCGAAGCUAUGGGAGGUUCUUCUUGGAUGAGUCGUUCUUUAAUUAUUGUCCUCGGAGUUCUGUUGAUCGGAAGCUUGUUUUCAUGCUGUGUUGCGAAAAAAGAAUCAGCAAAAUUGGAAGGGGUGAUUGGGAUAGAUCUUGGAACAACUUACUCUUGUGUUGGUGUUUACAAGAAUGAUAGAGUUGAAAUUGUGGCGAAUGACCAAGGUAAUCGGAUUACUCCGUCAUGGGUAGGUUUCACAGACGAAGAGCGGUUAAUUGGCGAGGCAGCGAAGAACCAGGCUGCAGCUAAUUCAGAGAGGACGAUUUUCGAUGUCAAGAGGCUCAUUGGAAGACAAUUUGAUGAUAAAGACGUUCAGAGAGACCGGAAGCUUGUUCCUUACAGUAUUGUGGACAAGGGUGGGAAGCCUUACAUACAGGUUAAGGUUAAGGAUGGAGAGAGCAAGGUGUUCAGUCCUGAGGAAAUUAGCGCGAUGGUUCUGACAAAGAUGAAGGAGACCGCGGAAGCAUUCCUUGGGGAGACGGUCAAGAAUGCUGUUAUUACGGUACCAGCUUAUUUUAAUGACGCCCAACGACAGGCUACCAAGGAUGCUGGCACAAUAGCUGGUCUGAAUGUUGUGAGGAUCAUCAACGAACCAACUGCAGCGGCUAUUGCCUAUGGGUUGGACCAGAAAGGUGGCGAAAAGAACAUCCUUGUCUUUGAUCUUGGUGGAGGGACGUUUGAUGUCAGUGUAUUGACGAUUGAUAAUGGCGUUUUUGAGGUUCUUGCCACGAGUGGAGACACUCAUUUGGGAGGAGAAGAUUUUGAUCAGAGAAUUAUGGAGUACUUCAUUAAGUUGAUCAAGAAGAAAUACAACAAGGACAUUAGCAAGGACAACAGAGCUCUUGGCAAACUAAGAAAAGAAGCUGAGCGUGCCAAGAGAGCUUUGAGCAACCAACAUCAAGUCCGACUAGAGAUUGAGUCGCUCUUUGAUGGUGUGGAUUUCUCAGAACCACUGACCCGAGCUCGCUUUGAGGAGAUAAACAGUGAUCUGUUCAGAAAGACAAUGGGGCCUGUAAAGAAGGCUAUGCAGGACGCUCAUCUGGAGAAACAUCAGAUUGAUGAAAUUGUUCUUGUCGGUGGAAGCACCAGAAUUCCCAAAGUCCAACAGCUUUUGAGUGAUUAUUUUGAUGGGAAGGAGCUUAGUAAAGGCGUGAACCCUGACGAGGCUGUAGCUUUUGGCGCUACUGUACAAGCAGGGAUCUUAAGCGGAGAAGGUGGUAACAAAACAAAAGAUCUGCUAGUUAUAGACGCGACACCUCUUACACUUGGCAUUGAGACUGUUGGCGGCGUGAUGACUAAGUUAGUUCCAAGAAACACUGCUAUACCGACUAAAAAGUCUCAGACUUUUACUACUUACCAAGAUCAACAGACUACUGUCUCCAUUAAGGUAUAUGAGGGAGAAAGGAGUCUUACAAAAAAUUGUAGGCUGCUUGGGACAUUUGAUCUAUCUGGAAUACCUCCAGCUCCAAGAGGGACUCCUCAAAUUGAGGUUACAUUCGAAGUUGAUGAAAACAGCAUUCUGAACAUAAGGGCAGAAGACAAGGCCUCAGGAAAAACCGAGAAGAUCACAAUCACCAAUGACAAAGGUCGUCUGACUCAGGAGGAGAUUGAGCGUAUGGUCCAAGAGUCUGAAGAGUUUUCAGAGGAAGACAAGAAGGCAAGAGAUAAAAUCGAGGCAAGAAACCACUUGGAGACUUACAUAUACAACAUGAAGAAUCAGAUCAACGACAAGGACAAACUUUCAGACAAAUUAGAGUCGGAUGAGAAGGAAAAGAUCGAGGAAGCUGUGAGGGAGGCUCUUGAGUGGUUGGAUGAUAAUCAGAAUGUCGAAAAGGAAGAUUAUGAUGAAAAACUCAAGGAAGUGGAAGCUGUUUGCAACCCGAUUAUUACAGAUGUUUAUCAAAGAUCUGGUGCAACAACAGCAACUGAAGAUGAUGAUUCACAUGAAGAGCUCUAGUUUAGUUACUGAUCAUUUAUAAACUUAGGAUGCAUAUAAGCCUGCAUUGUCAAAAAAAAAAUAUUUUCUUAAUUUAAUUUUCUUCUUACUGUUUGAACACUAUAAAUUCUUUAGCUACCUUGUUCUGGAGAGAGCAGUCUAAAU